AUGCCUUCCCGAAAACGCUCCAACCUAUCGUCGGCUUCUGCUCAAGCCAAACGAGUACGAUUGAGAAUAUUUACAGAAAAUCAACAGCAACGAGAAGAGCGUCUAGCACUGCAACGUUCUAGAAGAGCAACUUCUCGAUCUCAAGAGACUGCUGCUAACCGCGAAUCGCGCCUUGAUGCUAAUAGACGCCGUAACGACGCGUCAAGAUCUGCAGAAAGUGGUGUUCAACGUGAAAGUCGGUUGAGUGCUGACCGGUCUCGCAAAACUGAAGUACGAAUUGGGGAAACUCGGGGAGAACGUGAGUUUCGUUUAAGCUCUGAUCGUAGGCGCCACGAGUUUUCUCGAUCAGAAGAGACGAACUCUGAAAGAGGACAGCGUUUGUCUUCUGACCGCAUCCGCCAAGAAACCUCACGUUCUAUAGAAACGCAUGAGGAAAGAGUGUCGCGUUUGUCUGCUGACCGCACCCGCCACGAAAUCACGCGCACUCUAGAAACAAAUGAGGAAAGAGAGUCGCGUUUGUCUGCUGACCGCACCCGCCACGAAAUCACGCGCACUCUAGAAACAAAUGAGGAAAGAGAGUCGCGUUUGUCUGCUGACCGCACCCGCCACGAAAUCACGCGCACUCUAGAAACAAAUGAGGAAAGAGAGUCGCGUUUGUCUGCUGACCGCACCCGCCACGAAAUCACGCGCACUCUAGAAACAAAUGAGGAAAGAGAGUCGCGUUUGUCUGCUGACCGCACCCGCCACGAAAUCACGCGCACUCUAGAAACAAAUGAGGAAAGAGAGUCGCGUUUGUCUGCUGACCGCACCCGCCACGAAAUCACGCGCACUCUAGAAACAAAUGAGGAAAGAGAGUCGCGUUUGUCUGCUGACCGCAUCCGCCACGAAAUCUCACGUUCUGUAGAAACGCAUGAGGAAACGGUGUCGCGUAUGUCUGCUGAUCGCACGCAACAUGAAAUCACGCGCUCUCUAGAAACGCAUGAGGAAAGAGUCUCGCGUUUAUCUGCUGACCGCAUCCGCCACGAAAUCUCACGUUCUGUAGAAACGCAUGAGGAAACGGUGUCGCGUAUGUCUGCUGAUCGCACGCAACAUGAAAUCACGCGCUCUCUAGAAACGCAUGAGGAAAGAGUCUCGCGUUUAUCUGCUGACCGCAUCCGCCACGAAAUCUCACGUUCUGUAGAAACGCAUGAGGAAACGGUGUCGCGUAUGUCUGCUGAUCGCACGCAACAUGAAAUCACGCGCUCUCUAGAAACGCAUGAGGAAAGAGUCUCGCGUUUAUCUGCUGACCGCAUCCGCCACGAAAUCUCGCGUUCU
This is a messenger RNA of Rhagoletis zephyria (snowberry fruit fly), 1314 nucleotides long. Its product is annotated as coiled-coil domain-containing protein 177-like. NCBI's taxonomy places the organism in Eukaryota, Metazoa, Arthropoda, Insecta, Diptera, Tephritidae. The record is from RefSeq and is a predicted model, not a curated record.